Molecule: messenger RNA, 4243 nt
Organism: Diaporthe batatas
Lineage: Eukaryota; Fungi; Ascomycota; Sordariomycetes; Diaporthales; Diaporthaceae
Exons: 2
Coding region: 727-1473 (248 amino acids)
Biological process (GO): mitochondrial respiratory chain complex IV assembly
Cellular component (GO): mitochondrial inner membrane
Source: RefSeq, a predicted model, not a curated record
GGGCCGGCCAACACGCUCGACUACUGCCACCACCCCCGAUGUCGUCGGUAGGCCUCAGGGCCUGUACCGACAGGCUGUGUUGGGGUUGUUUGCUGCGCCGGGCGGCCUUCGGAAUUCGGGGACACCACACUUGCAGCGUCUGGCUGAGACUCAAAAGCUGAGACUCACAGCUGAUCCUCAAAGCCCCGUUGCACGUGUGCUUGGUGUUCUUUCUGGUCGGCGUGCAGGUAGGUUGCAAACACCGAAAAGUCGAAUGUUUCGGCAUCCAUCCCACGAUAAUUCGCAGGAAGCGAGGACGCCCCAGAGCGCUUGCUGUGCUGGUCAGCCGGCUUUGUCAGCCGCCCGCCCCCGCGCCCGCGCUGCUCGAGUUUGUGCGCUGGGGCUGCGGACGUAAUUCGGGGUCUGGUCCGGCCUCUGACGACGGGGCCCAACUACAUCAUCAUGUACGCUUACGGGAAAAACAUGCCAUGACAAGAUUGUCCCGUCACCACCAAAGUCACCACCAAAGCAGGACCCGUGAGCUCAGGACCCUAUAUAUACACACGAUUACGGCAGGCGCCCACCGCCGUCACCCUCAAGGCUGCAAUCGCAAAACCCCCAUCCGAGCAGACACGCGCCUCGCUGGAAACCACCUCGCCCGAGACCGCACAUCAGACCACUGCGCCCCUGCACCAUCCCCGACAGCAACAGCCCGCUCCUCGCCUGGAACCGCAGAAACCAGCCGCGAUGAAGGUCAUCAGCAAAGAAGAGGAACAGGCUCACUACAAUGAGGUCCUCAAGGGCGGCGCCAUGGGCGGCUCUGUCGGCCUGGGCCUGGGCCUGGCCGGCGUCCUCGCCGCCUCGCGCCGCUACGCAGCCUUCCGCAGCCUGACAUUGCCCUUCCGGACCUUCCUCGUCUCGUCCGCAGCCACCUUUGGCGCCAUCACCACCGCCGAGCGCUACUCCAUCUCCUUCCAAAAAGCAAAGGACCCAAUGAACUUUUACAAGGACGAGACACAACGCAUGCUCGAGUCUGCCAAGCAGUCCGGCGGCGACAAGCAGAAGUUCAUGGACUGGGGGCGCGAGAACCGCUACUCCAUCGUCUUCGCUUCCUGGAUCGCCGCCAUGGCCCUCGCGCUGACCAUCGUCGGCCGUGACAAGUACCUGAGCACGUCUCAGAAGCUUGUCCAGGCCCGUGUAUACGCCCAGGGCCUCACGCUGGCCGUGUUGAUCGCUACCGCCGCCUUCGAGACAAGCGACGCCAAGGCCGGCAAGGGCCGCUGGGAGACCAUCAUGGUGGUCGACCCCAACGACCCCAAGCACGAGCACCUGAUCGAGAAGAAGGUCCACAAGGAGGAGUACGAGGGUCAGGACCUCUGGAAGGACAUGGUCGCCGCCGAAGAGCGCCGACUGCAGCAGGUGAAGGAGAAGACGACGGCCCGCAAGGCUGAGUCCAAGGCCGCUGGCCCUGCACCCUCGAGCGCUGCCAAUUGAGACCGACCAUGGAUGGGUCAUGACUGCUGCAGCGACAAGUAGCAGAGGUGUAGAAGAUAUUCCAGUGUUCAACACGACCGCGAAAUACGUGGGCUGUAGGACGAGGCGUCAGGUGCAUUUUUGGUGGCGUCGUUUCCGCUACUGUACAUUAUUACAACGGCAUGUGUGGUGUUUUGGACUUGCAAGUGAUGAGGUUUCUGGAUAAAAGUGCCCGGCGCCUACAUAAUACCAACUGCUUGCUUGGGACGCACAGGGCAGACAGGUCCACGAGACUUGUCAAGCCUGGCCGGACCAUACAUGACAUCUUUAUAGACAGGACAUUCCUAAUGUAUCCUUUUCCGCAAGAUAAUGUGCUCCGCGCUGUGACGCCACAAUGCAUCCCAAUCCCAUCCUCUGAACGUGGGGUACAUACAAAUCGUUUCCUGCUGGCACUUGGGUUUUGGUUGAAACAGAGAGAUGCUGAUGGCAUUUCCCCACGGAAAGGCGUAACCCAAAAGACAAGGCGGAUGGGUAUCAUCGUUGCGAAGGAAGGGCAUCAAAGCUAGCAAGCAGCGCUCACCUUGACUCUGACCUAUGGCACUAUGGCACCAUCUGACUUUCGCUACGCCGCGCUCGCUUGCCCUGGUCGGCCUAGAGCUCGAUCUGGAAGUGGCUGAUCUGUGAAUAAUACGCGUGCACCGCCAUCUCCAGGAUCCAGACAUCACCAAACACCUCGCCACCGUCAAAGCCCCCGAUCGUCAACAGCCGGGAGUCAUGCAGGACGGUGCCGUGGUAGCCCCUGCCGCUGGGCGGCAGCCCGUAUACCCUGCGCUUGUCCCAAGUCAUCUGUACCAGAUUGAGCAGCAGGACGUCGUUGGAGUAUUCGUUGCCGUCGUGCCCGCCGAUGACGAAGAGAUAGGACCCUACGAUUGUCGCCGUGUGCGAGAGCCGCCUGAACGUCCCGCUCACGGGUGCAGACUUCCACGCGUGGGUCUCAAUGUCGUACACCCACACGUCGUUGAAGCACUCGCCGCCGUCAGAGCCGCCAAAGAUGAUCAGCUUGCCGUCGACAAUGUUGGCAGUGUGGUAGCCACGGGCCUUUGGCUUGGACUCCCUGCCCGGGGCCCCGCCCCCGCCCGGCGACCUGGUCUUGGAGUUGCCGGCCUCGUCUGUCGGGCUCGAGAUCAGCUUCCAGCUCAUCUUGGACAGGUCGCUCACGUCCAGCCUCCAGAUGUCGUUGAGUGCUCGCACGCCGUCACCGCCUCCAAAGACGUAGAUCCCAUUCUUGUACAGACAUGCUGUGUGCGCCCGUCUCUUGGAAGGCACCCGGUCGCCCAGGAUCCGCGGCUUUGUCCACCUGAAGUUGACGGUGUCGAGCACAUAUACCUCGUUGUAGUAGGCAGGCCCGUCGCCGCCGCCAAAUAUGACCAAUUUCUUGCCAACGGCGGUGCAGGUCAUGGCGCGCAGGGGGACGGGGAUGUCGCCCGACACGUAUGGUUGUGACCAGUGAAAAGCGUCAGCGUCGAGGACAUGAAGGUCAUUAAAGCAGGCACGGCUGUCGCAGCCGCCAAAGACGUAGAUGUUGCUGCCGAUCAUUGUCGUCGUGUGGGCCCUCAGGGCCGGGUGUGGGCGCCCUGAGACGGGGGCGCGCGACCAGUACAUGCCCGAGCUGGGGGCGGGAGGAACGUGGAUGGAGCUGGUGGGGGAGGCGAGAGGUGGGAAUGGCUUGUAGGUGCCGGCGGCGGGGUGUUUCGAGGUGGUUGUUGCCGAGGUGCGGUGGGCGUUGGACGAGCGAGCGGUGCCGUUGGUAGCUGCGGGCGGUGCCGGCUUGCCUGCUAUGGCCGACGUAGAUCGCAAGGCGGGCGGGCGGGCGCCACUGGCGGAGGCAUCGCCUCUCGACUCUGGCCUGCCGUCUGGUCUUUGUUCGCCGUUCUCCCGCGGCCUGUUUGCGGCCGAGGACGAGGCCGGGGCGGCGUUCCUUAUGCUGACGGGGGGCGCAUUCGGGGCGGGGGCAGAAGGGGCUGCGGCGGCGGACUGGGCCCUCUGUCUUAUCGAGAGGUCGGAGGUGGAGGGCUUACGUCUGGACACCUGGCUCUUUGAAGAGAGGUGGCCUGGCGUAUGGCUGCGCGGCACAGGAGGGGCGCGGUCCGGGGCGGACGAGUCCUGAUAGCCGUCGUACCGUGGCAGGGGGGUCGGCACGUCUGCGCGCUCCGAGGAGGGGGAGGGGGAGGGAGAGUGGCCAGAGGCGGCAGCGGAGAUCUUUUGGGAGCGCACAAUCUUUGAUCUCAGGGGCGACGUCUGUUUGUCUUCUUUGGGUCUAGCUGGUUGAUCAGCCAUAGUCGAGGAGCCGCCUCAGAAGACCAUGCCACGGCGGCGUCAGCGGGAUGAGAGCCCGAGGCUGAGGCUUGUGGUCUUGAACAACUGAGCGGGUUGCGGGGCUGUGGCAGGAACGACGUUGUGGCCGUGGUUGUGGUUGUUGUGGUGGUGGUGGUUCUGGUCCCGGUUCCGGAGGUGGGCGUGGCUACGUUUGACGAUGGCGUUCUGUCUUGUUGUGGAGGAUGAGGAUGAGGAUUGAGGGAUGGGGGGAGGAUGGGUUUGGGAGUGUAAUGAUCCCAGACUCAUGCACACAUGCACUUAGCCUUGGGUGCUAUGCAGACGUGCAGGUGCCGUACCUACCUCUCUCUACCUGGGAACCUGCCUAGUACCUACCUAGGUAGGUAGGUACCUGGGUAGGCAGGCACAUGGGGCAGGUUGGGCUGGAUGGGGUCUGGUGGAUGAUGCCAGACCCGCC